GUCUGGUCGUUAGACUCACAUUCUUGCUACAUCCUAAUUAACACUUUUCAUUGUGAACUCAAAUGACGUCAAGUUAGCGCGCCUUAAUCAGGCUCCAUUGCGUGUUCCGACUCCGGUUUCAAUUCCGGUGGUCUAAUUUCCAGUUUUGGUGUGACAUGAGUGGAAAUGUGGUCAAGCACAGAUCGAAUCAAAAGAAAGAAGAAAAUGGUGUUGGGCCCAAGAAGCCAUCCCAGAAACUAAAGUGCAACCCGAAGAAUACACUUGUCCUAUGGAAGUCCCCUGUGUCAACUCUGUAUAGCUUCUUCUUGGAGUGCGUCUUCCGCUUCACUCAGUUGCGAUUUACUGUCCUUCGUAACAAGGGCCGGUUCUUCCUUCUUUUUUGUACACUUAUUUCCAUUGGGUUACUCAAUUGCGUGGAUGGACCCCACACUGAAGUAUGUUUCUUUGUCAAGUAAUUACCUCCUAGGUCUUUCAACGCCUACAGAAAACCAUACUGUGGUGGGGGUGGUGGGUAUGGUUAGGUUUUCUUUCCUCUUGUGGAUUUGGUACGGGGCUUCAUACAUUUGUGCUGUACCUUGUAAGACACGUCGAUUAUUCCUCACACGUUUUCAGGGCCCCUUCAUUGCAGAAGUGACCAUGAGUGCCUACGAGUGCAAAACACUGAAAUUCCCUCGGCCACCCUACCCUGACAGAAUUAUAUGUCCAGAAGGAGCGUUCUUGGAGGAAAGAAUUACGUUCUGGCGAAUCAUGCGUAAGGUUCAAAUGGAAUCGAUUAUGUGGGGCAUUGGAACUGCCAUUGGUGAACUUCCACCUUACUUCAUGGCACGCGGAGCGAGGCUGUCUGACCGCCACAAUGAUGAGGAUUUGAAGGAGUUGGAGGAAAUUUUGGCCACGGAGCAGACAUCUGAUUCAGUCCACACGAAAGAUCUCUCAUUCCAAAAGAGAGCUGAGCUACUACUUCACCGGUUGAUCAUCCGGGCGGGAUUUGUGGGAAUUUUGCUUUGUGCCUCCGUUCCUAACCCUUUAUUCGACUUGGCGGGAAUGACUUGUGGACACUUUUUAGUUCCAUUUUGGUCGUUCUUCGGAGCAACCGUCAUUGGCAAGGCCAUCAUCAAAGUUCAUCUUCAGCAGUUCACUGUGAUCGCCCUUAGUUCCGAACAUCAUGUGGAAUCUUUGGUACACCUGAUGGGUCGAAUACCUGUUUACGGAAGAAGUUUACAGGCACCGUUCCUGGAAUAUCUGCAACAACAAAAGGCUAAUCUGCAUAACAAGGUCACCACCACCCAUCAAAGCUGGCUCCAGACAAUCAUUUUCCUGAUCGUUUCGGGUCUAAUUUGCUCCUUUGUUGUAUCUAUCAUCCAUGCGUUGGCCAACAAAUAUCAACGCCGGCUUCGGCAGUGGCAACGUUUAGCGGAGGCUGAGAACCUGAAUUCAAAAUAGAGUGUUCCUCAACCGUUCGGUCUUCGUUUUUACACAAGACAGACAACUCUACCGCAGACAAUCCACGUUUUUGUGUGGAUUCUGAGAAAAAGGAUAUGGUACCCUUUGCUGUCGUGGAGUUGUACUGUACGACAGCCUAACACUGUUUCUCAUGUUCCCACCAGAUGCUGUGAUGGGCCUCACCCCACCGUCCCAUUCCUAAUUUGUUCGAUACCCUGUGGAUUGCAACCAUAUUUCUCGCUCUCUUAUGUGUGCAUUUUGUCACUGACUAUGUCUUCUUGACAGUGUUGCCUGACGUGCGUAGGUGUGUUUUACAACCUUACAGGCUCGUCCACCUCAGUCAGCCUGUGGUUCCCUCCUAUUUUCGUCCCCAAUAUACUUACGUUUAUGUCCGAUUCCUUGUUGGAUUGAUCGCUGUAUCUUGUUUUUGGACUAGGCCCGGAAAUCUGUGCUCUUGUUGAUAGUGAAAUGUCAAGCGGUGUUUGUUAUAUUCAGGAUGAUGAUUCAUUGAUUCAUCAUGAAGCCAUA
Molecule: messenger RNA, 1968 nt
Organism: Opisthorchis viverrini
Lineage: Eukaryota; Metazoa; Platyhelminthes; Trematoda; Opisthorchiida; Opisthorchiidae
Exons: 5
Coding region: 418-1440 (340 amino acids)
Source: RefSeq, a predicted model, not a curated record